Molecule: messenger RNA, 993 nt
Organism: Mizuhopecten yessoensis (Yesso scallop)
Lineage: Eukaryota; Metazoa; Mollusca; Bivalvia; Pectinida; Pectinidae
Exons: 7
Coding region: 181-927 (248 amino acids)
Biological process (GO): protein deubiquitination
Cellular component (GO): nucleus; cytosol
Molecular function (GO): cysteine-type endopeptidase activity; cysteine-type deubiquitinase activity
Source: RefSeq, a predicted model, not a curated record
UGUAGCAAACCCUUUUUCAUAUUGUUUUGUUCCAUUCCACAGCAGACAUAUCCAAACAAAGGGAACAGAGUAGCAAAAACUUUGCUCAACGUACUUGAAUCCUAUCAUGAUGACAGCAGCGACAAUGAAGCUGACGAUGACGAUUGUUUUAGCUGGUGUUAUCCAACGGAGACAAAGUCUAUGCGCAACAACAUUUAUGCCUUCCUCAAAUCCAUAUCCGAGACGAAUGGUAGGUUUGGUGAUGGUGUUCAAGAGGACACGUUUGAGUUCUACAAUAUCCUCCUCAGUACACUUCAAGACGAAGCCCUAGAAAACAUCCGGCGUCCACUUCAAGAUGAUACAUACGAUGAGCAUAUCAUGCGUCACUGCGGUGCCUCACGAUUGUUUGGUGGGAAGUUCUUGAUGACCUAUUGUUAUGAGGCAUGUGGACAUGUUGAUACAGUAUUUCAGCCAUUCACAAGUCUGAGCAUACCCGUUACUAAGAAUCCGGACGGUUUAUCAAACUCCGCAGUGACGUUAACUGUGAACGACUCGGACGGGAAUAGUGCAUAUUAUGUUUCAUCAGGGAUCGGUGGCAAAUAUGGCAGUUUAUCAGAUCAAAACCAACUAUUGAAAGAAAAAAUGGAUGUCGACAGCACAAAUCGCAUUGAGGUAAAAUCGUCAAACAUCUCCAAACCACCAGAGAGCAAACUUUUCAGUGGAUUGUCUCUUGCUAAGGGCAACAUGGAUGUGAUACAGACAGGUGUUGAAUGGGGACUAGAGAAAUUGACCGAAACAGAAACGAUGGAGGCAUCUGAGGUUUCCUGUCGAAUAUGUAAAGAUGGAAACGUGGGCGUGUUGUACAAAAAGCUACAGGUGAUCUCUCUUCCUCCGGUUCUGGUUUUGCAAAUCAACAGAUUCAAUCAGGUACUGUUUUACAUGUUAUAACAAUAUAUCGUUUUUGCUUUAUUUAACCAAGGAUUUUGGAAUUUUUAUCAGCACCAAUAUCAGUAA